Leptomonas pyrrhocoris is the source of this 1234-nucleotide messenger RNA. Its product is annotated as putative Tryparedoxin. The record is from RefSeq and is a predicted model, not a curated record. Gene Ontology annotation, molecular function: thioredoxin-disulfide reductase (NADPH) activity. NCBI's taxonomy places the organism in Eukaryota, Euglenozoa, Kinetoplastea, Trypanosomatida, Trypanosomatidae. The transcript has a single exon. The coding region runs from base 785 to 1234 and encodes 149 amino acids.
AGAGGGUCUCCGCCACGUUUAAAACUUCUCUCUUCCAUCACCACUACCCCUCGUCGUAUACAGAUAUAUAUAUAUACCUUCUAAACAGGGUUUUUUUCUGGUUCUUUAUUCACAGUUCACACGUUGUUUUAAGGUACACGCACUUCAAUUCUAUCAUACAACUCGAAUUCGUUUUUUUUUCUGCUCUCUUGGCGCUCUCUUCCUUUCUUGAAAUCGAGCAAGAGCAAUAAUACCGUUUUUGCUCUAUCACCGUCGUUUUCCUUUUAUUGAUCGCGUCUGGUAGCUGACAUGGUGUAUGACUUAUCUCUUUACGUAGUAUUCGUAUACUAGAUCGGGCUGUCUUUGAUUUCCAGCAUCUUUUUCCUCUUACCUGUCCCUAUAAAUAUAUAUAUAUAUAUAUAUAUACACGCCCGUAUUUUUCUUUUCCUCUUUUCGUUGCGUGUGGUGUUACUAUUAUUUGCUGCAUUCGUAUUAUUAAUUCGUCUUUCUGCUUCUUCGUGGUGUUGCAGGGAUAUUUUUGGGAAGCAAAGACCGGCGCCUUCUUUUUUUUUUCACGACGGAAAUUCGGUGUCGACGACAGAGUUGAUUGACGUCGCGUUCUUUUUAUUUUUCCUUAAAAAAAAAAAAAUACCGUUGUCACCCUUAGCGCAAACCCCUCUCUUUUGUGUCUCCCCAUCUCCCACCGCCUUCUGUGUUUCCUCCCGAAACACCUGCGCCUAUUGCCGGUCUGCCACUGUGUAUGUAUCACUCCCUUCACUUCCUGUACAGGGAUUCUGUUGCGAACAUGUCGGGGCUGAAGAAGUUCUUUCCGUACAGUACCAACCUGCUGAAGGGCACGACGGCGAACGUUACCCUUCCAACCUUGUCUGGCAAGCUUGUGUUCUUCUACUUUUCCGCGAGCUGGUGUCCGCCGUGCCGCGGGUUCACGCCGCAGCUGAUCGACUUCUACAAAGCCCACGCUGAAAAGAAGAACUUCGAGGUGAUGCUCGUCUCGUGGGAUGAGGCGGCAGAGGACUUCAAAGAGUACUACGAGAAGAUGCCGUGGCUCGCGCUACCCUUCGAGGACCGCAAAGGAAUGGAGUUCCUCACCACCGGCUUCAACGUCAAGUCGAUUCCAACGUUGGUGGGUGUGGACGCGGACAGCGGCAAGAUCAUCACCACACAGGCUCGCACUAUGGUGGUGAAGGACCCAGAGGCGAAGGAGUUCCCCUGGCCGGACGCGGAGCAGAAAUAA